Mercurialis annua (annual mercury) is the source of this 949-nucleotide messenger RNA. RefSeq names its product pathogen-related protein. Lineage: Eukaryota; Viridiplantae; Streptophyta; Magnoliopsida; Malpighiales; Euphorbiaceae. The coding region runs from base 59 to 784 and encodes 241 amino acids. The transcript has 4 exons. The record is from RefSeq and is a predicted model, not a curated record.
AUACAUACAUCCUUCUACAGCAAGAAAUAUUCAAACUGAACUUCUUACUUAAGAUAAAAUGGCAAUUAGUCCAGUUGUGGAGGAAGAUAAAUAUCGUUCUUACUUCACCGGAGAAGAAGAAAAAAACACCAAAUGGAGAUUUGGCGGCGCUCCAAAUUAUGACGUUGUCAAUAAACUCUUCGAAGAAGGCCGAACUAAGAUAUGGCCUUCCGGUUCGCUAGAAGAGAAGGUGCAGAACCUGGUGAAGACAUGGGAAAUGGAACUGUUCCACAAAACUUCCUUUGAUGACUACAAAUCACUUGAUCCGAAGAAUUACACUUUUAGUCUAAAUGGGAAAAAACCUAUAACUGUGGCAGAAAAGAUGAAGCUUGGUGGAGGCUACAAUACCUUUCUGCAGACUUCUUUGCCGGUGAAGUUUCGAGCCUACGAUCCUGAUAAGGAAACUGUGGAUACGGCUCAUGUUGCUUUUACGACAGCUUUCCCGAGAGGAUUUGCUUUGGAAAUCCUGCAGGUUUAUUCAGGCCCUCCUGUUAUUGUUUACAAGUUCAGACACUGGGGUUUCAUGGAAGGACCUUUCAAGGGCUAUGCUCCCACAGGGGAAAUGGUCGAACUCUUUGGGAUGGCUAUUUUUCAGGUGGAUGAAAACAUGAAAAUUGUGAAGGUAGAGUUCUUUAUGAAUGGCGGGGAAUUGGUCGGAGGUCUGAUGAAGGGUGGUGGCUCAGAUGACGGUUCAACCGGUACAGAUUCGGCUUCAACCUGCCCUUUCUUGCAAGGCACAGGGUAGCAUAAAUUACAAACUUAUCUUGUUCAAGAAACCCCCUUGUUUUCACACAGUUAUGAGACAAUAUGUGAAACAAUAAUAAUGCUUGUUUCUAUGAAAUAAAAGUCUAAUAUGUAUCACCUUAUGUAUUUCUUAAUUUUACAAAACAAAUCAAUCCUUACUUUGAUA